GGUUAAAGGAAUAAUAUGCAAAUGAAACAAUUUAAUCGAUGGAUAAUGAACCUGUGGAGCCUUCCAGCUUACACGGUGAUCGUUGGAAAGUGCUGUUGAGGAAGAAAAAGUGAUUGUUCUUCUUUUCUUUCUUCCUUUCGUUUCCUCUCUUCAUCGAGAUAUACAGUUGCACAAGUGGGUCAUUCUGAUAAACACCAAGCAUGCUCGAUUUCUUUAAGAACAGUACAUCAAAUCGUGAUGAUGUGGAUUCCAACCUUACGAUACUUGACCCACCAGAGCUGAACCUUCACAACGUUCCCAGCUCCCCUAUGAGUUUCCGCUCUACAUCGUCAGUGACAAAUGCCAAACAAUGGGGACUUAAGUCUAAAAAGUCUAAGAAUAUGAUGUGCAUACAGAGUGGAUUGGAUGGCGAGCGAGAGAGAAACCAUAUACUGGAAGAACAGGUUCAAAUGCUCAGCUACCAAGCUGCAAAGGCGUUGGAUAUGGUCAAUGAAGUGACAAAGGCCAACGAACAGCUGAAAUUGGAGAAUGAGCAGUUGAGAAGGGGUAAACAGGAGAAUUCCUUCAAACACAGUGAGAGCAUAAACUCUUUGAAUUCGAGUUUGUUCUCGGAUAGUGGCUCCACAGCACUAUCACAGGCUACGUCAAUGCAGUCGAUGUCUGAUUAUAUCCAAGGGAAAGAUAAUGAGAUCCAAAAUAUCAAAGUAGAGUUGGACAACCUAAGAUUGCAAUACGACGAAAGCGUUCAACUCAUAUCACAGUUGAAGAGAGAAAUUGCACUAAUGAAGAACUUGGAUAAGAGUAAUUGGUCUAAACAUCAACGACAAAUGGAUAAGAAGCAUGCAGUUGAGCUUGAGAACUACAAAGAACAGCUGGCAGAUCUGAUGGACCAAUUACACGAGAGACAAGAUACAAAUAUCAAACUGAGACAAAGACUCAUGGAUGUUGAAAAGUAUAGAUUUGAGAUGACACACUAAAUAUUACUUUACGAUU
This is a messenger RNA of Williopsis jadinii, 993 nucleotides long. RefSeq lists its product as uncharacterized. The record is from RefSeq and is a predicted model, not a curated record. The transcript has a single exon. Bases 201 to 977 code for a protein of 258 amino acids. Lineage: Eukaryota; Fungi; Ascomycota; Saccharomycetes; Phaffomycetales; Wickerhamomycetaceae.